CAAGAAGUUGUUUUGGAAUACAUUUCUAAAUUUCGAAAUUUGUUAAACAAAAAACCUUUCAAAAAAUGGCCAAUAAAAACAACCUUUUGCUGCUCUUCGAGCAUCCCAAUGAGCCCGUCUUCUUGUCCAAGGGUAAGAAACCCACCGUGUUCGAUGUGCCCGAUUCGUUCUUGACCGAUCGGUAUAGGCCCAUCAGUAAUGAGGUCCAAACGCGAGCUGGUGAGAAUGUCGAGCAACGGAUUCCAGUGCGUGAGAUCUCUGUGCCGGAUUUGCGUAUUCCCAUGUCUCUGGGACGCAACGAGAACUUCUCUUUGUUCAUUCCAAGACAUCGUCGCAUUGCUGGUCGUCUGAUUGAUAUCUUCAUGAACAUGCGCUCCGUCGAGGAUUUGCAGAGUGUGGCCGUCUAUGCUCGUGAUCGUGUUAAUCCUGUGCUCUUCAACUAUGCCCUCUCAGUGGCUCUGCUGCAUCGUCCGGAUACCCAGAAUCUCGACUUGCCUGCAUUCUCGCAAAUGUUCCCCGAACGUUUUGUCGACUCGCAAGUGUUCCGGCAACUGAGGGAGGAAUCAUUCGUCGUCUCUUCUGGUUCACGUAUGCCCAUUGUGAUUCCGCGGGAUUACACGGCCUCCGAUUUGGAUCCAGAACAUCGUCUAUGGUAUUUCCGUGAAGAUAUGGGCAUCAAUCUGCAUCAUUGGCAUUGGCAUUUAGUCUAUCCAUUCGAGGCUGCUGAUCGCAGCAUUGUGGCCAAGGAUCGUCGUGGUGAACUUUUCUAUUAUAUGCACGAACAGAUUAUUGCCCGCUACAACAUGGAACGAUUCAGCAACAACCUGGCUCGAGUGCAACCCUUUAAUAAUCUGCGUGAUCCCAUCACCGAGGGCUACUUCCCCAAAAUGGACUCCCUGGUGGCUAGUCGUGCUUGGCCUCCACGUUUCGACAACACUCGAUUGGGCGAUCUCAAUCGUGAGGCGGAUCAAAUUAACUUGGAAAUCGGUGACUUGGAACGCUGGCGCGAUCGCAUCCUAGAGGCUAUUCAUCAGAAGUUUGUGGUCAAUGAAACUGGCCAGCGUAUUGAGCUGGAUGAGGCCACUGGCAUUGAUACUUUGGGCAACAUGAUUGAGGCUUCCAUUUUAUCACCAAACUCCUCAUUCUAUGGAGAUCUGCACAACAAUGGACACAUUUUCAUCUCGUAUGCCCAUGAUAUCAACAGCAAACAUUUGGAAUCCUUUGGUGUGAUGGGUGAUUCAUCGACUGCCAUGCGUGAUCCUGUCUUCUAUCGCUGGCAUGCGUAUAUCGAUCGCAUUUUCCAGGAACACAAGUCUCGUUUGAGUGCCUACACUGAGCCCCAAUUGAAUUACUCGGGCAUUUCCAUUACUGGCAUCCAAGUGGCCACCAAUGGUGGACAACCCAAUGUCUUGAGCACCUUCUGGCAGCAAUCAGAUUUGAAUUUGUCGCGUGGCUUAGAUUUUGUGCCCCGUGGCAAUGUCUUUGCUCGCUUCACUCACUUGCAGCACUUGCCCUUCACCUACACGAUCAAUGUGCAGAACGAUAGCGGAGCUAUGCGUUUCGGUUAUGUUCGCAUUUUCAUUGCCCCCAAGAAUGAUGAGCGUGGUCAACCCAUGCAGUUGAGGGAGCAACGUUUAAUGAUGGUGGAAUUGGAUAAGUUUGCCGCUCAAUUGAACCCGGGACCAAAUACCUUGCGUCGUCGUUCAACCGAAUCGAGUGUUACCAUUCCAUUUGAGAGAACUUUCCGUAAUUUGGAUGCCAAUCGGCCAGCGGAUAAUACCCCCGAAGGUCUGGAAUUCAAUUUCUGUGGUUGCGGCUGGCCCCAGAACAUGCUUAUCCCCAAGGGUUUGCCAGAGGGUCUGCCCUGUGAUCUGUUCAUCAUGGUUUCCAACUAUGAGAAUGAUAGGAUCGAUCAACAAUUGACUGGUCGCUGCAGUGAUGCUGCCUCUUACUGUGGUGUCAAGGAUCGUCUUUACCCCGAUCGUCGCUCUAUGGGCUAUCCAUUCGAUCGUGUGCCACGCACAGGAGCUGAACGUUUGGCUAACUUCUUGACCCCCAAUAUGAGCAUUGUGGAUGUCACCAUACGCCACGAGAAUCGCACAGUGCAACGCCAGAACUAGACAAAAUGACAUUGAAGACAACAAUACUUUUCUGAUGAUGAUGAUGACAACAACCUGACCUUCACCCACAUUUAACUUGUACACUUUUUUUAGCCACCUAUAUUGCAUUUUUAUUGAACCUAUACACAAAAAUAUAAUAAUAAUAAUACUAUAUACAAAAAUAAA
Molecule: messenger RNA, 2285 nt
Organism: Drosophila willistoni
Lineage: Eukaryota; Metazoa; Arthropoda; Insecta; Diptera; Drosophilidae
Product: phenoloxidase 2
Exons: 4
Coding region: 66-2120 (684 amino acids)
Molecular function (GO): oxidoreductase activity
Source: RefSeq, a predicted model, not a curated record